Ipomoea triloba (trilobed morning glory) is the source of this 387-nucleotide messenger RNA. RefSeq names its product 33kDa venom protein-like. The record is from RefSeq and is a predicted model, not a curated record. The transcript has a single exon. Lineage: Eukaryota; Viridiplantae; Streptophyta; Magnoliopsida; Solanales; Convolvulaceae. Bases 1 to 387 code for a protein of 128 amino acids.
AUGGAGGGCAACUGGAGAUCGGAGAUCGAUCGACGGAGGGCAACUGUUGGCAACUGGAGAUCGGAGAUCGAUCGACGGAGGGCAACUGUUGAUCGAAGAUCGUCGGAGAUCGAUCGACGGAGGGCAACUGUUGAUCGAAGAUCGGAGAUCGACGGAGGGCAACUGUUGAUCGAAGAUCGAAGAUCGAUGGAGGGCAACUGGAGAUCGGAGAUCGAUCGACGGAGGGCAACUGUUGGCAACUGGAGAUCGGAGAUCGAUCGACGGAGGGCAACUGUUGAUCGAAGAUCGUCGGAGAUCGAUCGACGGAGGGCAACUGUUGAUCGAAGAUCGAAGAUCGAUGGAGGGCAACUGGAGAUCGGAGAUCGAUCGAUGGAGGGCAACUGUUGA